Selaginella moellendorffii is the source of this 2262-nucleotide messenger RNA. RefSeq names its product probable Ufm1-specific protease. The record is from RefSeq and is a predicted model, not a curated record. Lineage: Eukaryota; Viridiplantae; Streptophyta; Lycopodiopsida; Selaginellales; Selaginellaceae. The coding region runs from base 20 to 1768 and encodes 582 amino acids. The transcript has 15 exons.
CCCUAGAAUUGCAGUGGCUAUGGCGCCCGCGGUCAGGGUGCUAUGCGAUCUCGCCAAGCAGAGCCAAGAGAAUGCCGGCGUGGCGUGGCUGAUUGGAGUCCCGUGGAUGCCCUGGACGAUCGUUUCCUCGAUCCGCUGCCUGCGCUACAAGGAUGGCGAUCCAGAUUACGCUGCUGAGGAAGGUGAAUUGCGGAUCCUUCUUCCCGGAGGGCUGGAAGUGAUUGGAGCAUUGCUGGUUGGAUCGGAUGCUGCAAAGGCGUGUGCUGUGGCCACGAAAAUCAGGGAGGUGUUAAAUCUGGUCUCAUCGAACGAUAUUGUUGCUGCUACUCGGUCCAGCUCCAGCGAUGGCAUUACGUUCUUCUCUCAGGCUCUACAACCGAUCGAGCAAUCUUCCUUUUCCGCGAAAGAGUUUUGGGAAUCCACAGCGCUUCUUCAUUGUCAAGUCGAGCUUGGCCUUUCGAUCUACACAUCUUCUGGAACUUCCUCAGAUCUUAAGAAGCAGCUGGAUGGGAAAAUUAGAGACCUUGCCGAGAGUUUCACGAGCUCAACCACUGUAUGUAUUAUGGAAGGAUCGUCGAGAAGUUUUCUCGCUCGCUCUCAAGCUAACGAAGAGCUACAAUCUGUGUUCCCAGAUUCAGCGCUUUUCGACUCUUCGAUACCACAUCCUCUGGCUGUCAAGCUUUUGACGCAGCAAAGCAAGCAGACUGAUGAAGUGAUUGCCCCCGUGGUUCAUUACACUCCUUCUGCAGAAGGAACGUUGCUACACACAGCCACGGUUUCCCUGGAUGUGCUAUGCUUAGUUUCCAGGAACUCCGCCUUGCACAAAGCGAUGAACACAAUCACUCGUGCUCUGACGAUUCAACUGGAAUCCAUUGGUAAAGCUUUGUCAGCAAGGAAUACCAGUCUUCAGUUGCGCCCAUAUCAUUUCAAAGUUCCCGCUAGCGUGCAUCCUGUAACAGCCAUCUUCGAUAAGAACCAACUUGAACGUGACUCUGUUGACCUCCGGAAAGCAUUGCAUUCUCGGCUCGGCUUGCCACUAGAUCGUCCACUUUUUCGCGUUGCCAAUGCAUUAACUAUCAGAGGGCCACAGUUCAUCUCCAACAGGAUUGAUGGAAAGCGACUUUUGGAUGUUCAUCUCGGUCUUCCUCGUUGCGGGAUUUCUGGUGGAGAAGUGAGUGUUAUUGACGGCUCGUACGAGUACUAUCACUACCUGCAGGAUCGAAUGGACGACAAAGGCUGGGGCUGCGCAUAUCGAUCCUUGCAGACUAUAAUGUCGUGGUUUAGGCUGCAGCAUUACACUUCUAUGAAAGAACCUUCUCACAGAGAGAUCCAGGCAACACUUGUAGAAAUAGGAGACAAGGAGCCUUCUUUUGUUGGAUCUCAAGAAUGGAUUGGAGCGAUCGAGUUAAGCUUUGUACUAGACAAACUUCUCGGGGUGACUUCGAAGAUACUAAGCGUCCGUUCUGGAGCAGAUUUACCGGAAAAAUGCCGGGAGCUUGCGGCACAUUUCGACACGCAAGGCACUCCAGUUAUGAUCGGGGGUGGAGUCCUGGCAUAUACAUUACUUGGCGUGGAUUACAACGAAUUUACUGGCGAGAGCGCUUUUCUUAUUCUGGAUCCUCACUACACGGGCGGAGAGGACCUCAAGACCAUCCGGAGUGGAGGCUGGUGUGGCUGGAAGAAGGCCGUGAGCGACACCGGCCGCGAGUUUUUCUUGCGCAACAAGUUUUACAACCUGCUGCUUCCACAGCGUCCUCAAGCUGUCUAAAGUUUCAGGAAAGGAAAUCCGAGUUGAGCCUGAGCGCAUCAAACACAAGCAAGCAUUUAAAUCUUUUUUGUUAUCUGUUGCCGAAGCUCGUGAAUGGUGGACAUCGGAGUCACAAGUACGUGGAUCAGCACUGGCUUAAGUGAUGGGCGAUCCAGGCAGCGAACGGGCGGAGCACGCGCACGAUCGAGCAGCGAAGAUCAUCCAUCUAUCAACAUAUUACUUUUUGCUCGAAGCGCAACUUCACGAUGUGUCUCGCAAGAACAACACAAAGGUUGGUGUCACUGUCGCAGCUUUUCGCUCACUUUGGAGGAGUGGUUUUUUCCAGUGGAUGGAGUCGAGCUCACUCUAUCCAUCGCCAAGUUUCUACCUAGCACUCCAGCACCCAUGAUUCCAAUAACACUUUAAUCGCCUAAGUUCUAUCUUUGAUGAUGUUUUAUAUCGCUAGAUUUUGUUAAUCCUUUUCACGGGAAUCCAAUAACGGCCUAUCAACAGAA